CAGUUCAGGCUGAGGCGGGCGCAACCGCACUAGAGGGAAAGUCAAGUCGUGCUGGACUGGCGCGAUCUCCUCGCACUGUUUCCAAAUAAAAGGAAGGACUCUACUCCGCAAACAAUCAUGCUUCUAAAAUAAUGCAACAUGUCGAUCGGGUCUUUGCGAGGCAUGGCUUUCGUUUUGACGAGCUUGUUCCUGUUUUGUGCGAGUACUGUUUGUGAGACGCAACACAGUGAAACCAGUAUUUAUUUGGAUAAUAUCACGCGUAUAUUGGACAGAUUACUGGAUGGCUAUGACAACAGGCUGCGACCAGGAUUUGGAGGUCCCGUCACGGAGGUCAAAACUGACAUCUUUGUCACCAGCUUUGGUCCAGUUUCAGAUGUAGAGAUGGAGUACACCAUGGAUGUGUUCUUUCGUCAGACAUGGAUUGAUGAGCGGCUCAAAUUCGAAGGCCCAAUUGAGAUCCUGCGGCUAAACAACCUUAUGGUCAGCAAAAUCUGGACCCCCGACACAUUUUUCCGGAAUGGCAAGAGGUCAAUCUCUCACAACAUGACCACUCCAAACAAGCUGUUCCGCAUCAUGCAAAACGGAACUAUCCUCUACACCAUGAGAUUAACUAUAAAUGCAGAGUGCCCAAUGCGCCUCAUGAACUUCCCAAUGGAUGGCCAUGCCUGCCCACUCAAAUUCGGGAGCUAUGCAUACCCCAUCAGUGAGAUUGUGUACACAUGGAAGAAAGGACCUUUAUCUUCUGUUGAAGUCCCACAGGAAUCAUCCAGCUUGUUGCAGUAUGACCUCAUUGGCCAGACUGUAUCAAGCGAGAGGCUGAAGUCCAACACAGGUGAAUAUGUCAUAAUGACUGUCCACUUCCAUCUUCAAAGGAAAAUGGGUUUCUUCCUGAUUCAGACCUACAUUCCCUGCAUAAUGACUGUCAUUCUGGCGCAAGUUUCCUUCUGGAUUAACAAGGAAUCAGUUCCAGCUCGGACCGUCUUUGGUAUCACCACUGUCCUCACCAUGACAACAUUAAGCAUCAGUGCACGGCACUCCCUCCCAAAAGUUUCAUAUGCCACCGCAAUGGAUUGGUUCAUUGCCGUGUGCUUUGCCUUCGUCUUCUCUGCCCUCAUUGAGUUUGCGGCCGUCAACUACUUUUCAACACUCCAAGCCAACCGAGAGCUGCGAAAGGCAGCAGCCAUGAAGGCAGCUGCUCAGGAAGCAGCAGCAGCUGCAGCAGUGGUUCCAGCAGCAAGUACAGCGACAGAGGGAGACGCUGCGUCAGUGGAUGCCAAUAGUGUAUUGAAGAAGAGGAUGAACUCUGCUCCAGUUUUCGAUCGCCCUGCAAAAACUUUUCCAAACCCUCCUGUCAAUGCCCAAGCUUUCCUCCAGCAAGGCUCCGCGGUUCCAGCCAACAACGUUCUGACAGGCACCAGCAUCAUUGACAAAUACUCACGCAUCCUUUUCCCUCUUUCGUUUGGCGCCUUUAACCUGGUCUACUGGAUUGUUUAUCUCACCAAGGACACCAUGGAGAUGUCAAGGAUUCCUGGAAAACCUUAAAGAGUUAAAGAUUCCCAGUCUCUUUGUGUUUCUCUUUUGCUUAUUUUUUUUUUAAUUAAACUUUUCAUUCCACCAUUCAUCAUCCGUCUACAAAUGUCCUGCUGACCAAAUCAUUAACAAGGCGUAUUUGGACAAUUGCAUCAUGAAGACUUUCUUUUCUUUUGAUGACAAAACCAAGUUCUUGUAAAAUAAAUGUUUAUUUCAGUCAUUUGCUUUUAAUUAUAUUGCAUUGCAUCAGUUAACAAGUAAUUUAUGUAUCUGUUAGCUAAAGAAAAUGUUAUAAUUUGAAAUGAAUACAAGCAGUCAGACAAUGUAAAAUGUUUUAAUUAGAGGGAACAUGCAGCCAAGUCAAUUAUGGGAGGAACCCAGGAUGCCUCAGUGGUUGAGGUAAUGGGAAUAGAAGAAGAAACAAUAAAGCACAUUAGAAAUAUCCUUUAUUGCCCCACAAUGGGCAAAUUUAUGUGCAACAGCAGCAAGGUGACAGGGAAUCAAAGCAAGUAUAUUUUAUAUCAAUAUAUAAAAAACAGAAUAAAGAACAAUAUAAAUGACAAUAAAAACUGCAUAGCAGCAGAUAUGUGCAGAAGCCAGCAGAAACGUUGUUCAGAAUGAGUAAAUCUGUGCAAAAGAGUGUGAUGGGGAGAAGAAAGUGAGACGGAGCAACAAAACAAUAAGCAGCAUAAUGUAUCAAUAAUAACAUUAAAUGCUGGCUUUCAACUUUAAAUAGAAUGGAUCAUCAGCUUAAAUCCGAUUUUAAUGUUCUAAGUCUCAAGCUGCAGCCCUCAAGGUGUCCUGCAGUUUUUAGAUGUGCCACAGGUACAAAACACUGCCACGAAAUGGCUUAAUUACCUCCUUUUUGUGUAGCUAAAUUCUUCAGAGUCCUGCUAAUGAGCUAAUUAUUCUAUUCAGGUGGUGCAGCAGAGGCACAUCUAAAAGUUGCAGGACAGGGCCGGUGUCCACUUUGUGCUCUAAGUAGAUUCUUUGAAGGACAAAUUAAUAGAAUGAACAAAUAAGUGCAAGAUAUGGCUAGAAACAAUAGAUACUUAAAUAUGUAGUUAAAUCAUUUCAAACUGAAAUAAAAACACAUUUUUAAUACAUCAUAAAUUGAUUAUAUGUGACAGUAAUUCAUAAAAAGAUCAGUUGAAUUGGAAGUAUGUGAGCAUUUAAUAAAUGAAUCAUGAAAUAAUUAAAACUGUCAUUGGCUUACCAACAGAUCUCAACAUCUGAUUAGUUACCCUUCACACCAAGUCAAGACUGAUUGACCCCAGAUUGAUACAGAGCCUCCUGACCCUUAGAGAUGCAGUAAUUGUUUAGGAGACCAAUAAAGAGUAUGUUUUUGUAUGUAAAAGGGUAAUUGAUCUUAUCAAAUGCCUGAAUCACCUUAGUCAAUUCCUUUCAGUGAUCCCUUCAAACUUCCCGGUUAUGGUAGGAUUCCUUAUAUUAUUUCUCAGAGUUAGCCUCAAUACCCAAUGGCGGAAACUUAUUUUAUCUGCUUCCAUCUAUGAUCUAAUUUUUUCAGGCUUGAUCCAUAACUUAUAACCAUAGGUGGUGUGGGAUUGAACAAAGGCACUCUGGUAAAUCAAUAGCUUCUUUUCAUGGUUCAGCUCUCUUCACCACAACACACCAGAGCAGAGCCCACAUUACUGCAGCUGAAGUAAACUCCGGUGCUUGAGGCACAUGCUCACCACAGAUAUGGAGUCUUCCCUUUUUGGACUUUGAGGUGUAGAAUCUCAUUCGAUCCCCUUCAGAGUCAGCAGCUUGAGGAGUCCAACAGAAUCAGACCAUGUGCAAAAAGCAAAGCUGCAACCGUGAGCCUUGAGUUUCUCAAAGCGGUCAGCCAUUUCGUCAUCAGUCGGCCUUGAGCUUGUGUCCAUGAACAGCACAAACAAGAUCAGUGAUUAAAGGCAGCCUUGGUGGCUGCUAAACAGGUUAUUAUCCUGUUUAGCUUUAGCUAAACAGGAUAAUAACUCUGCUACUGUUGAACCCUUUGCUAUCACAGUUUAUAUGAUGUAUUGUUACCACGGAAAAUAUAAUGUAAUCUGAGCCUCAAAAUGGCCUGCUGGUGAUCUAAACACAUUAUAAAGGUUGAGAAAAAAAAGUU
Messenger RNA from Poeciliopsis prolifica (blackstripe livebearer), 3640 nucleotides. It is a transcript of the gene gabra6b, whose product is annotated as gamma-aminobutyric acid type A receptor subunit alpha6b. NCBI's taxonomy places the organism in Eukaryota, Metazoa, Chordata, Actinopteri, Cyprinodontiformes, Poeciliidae. The transcript is spliced from 10 exons. Gene Ontology annotation, biological process: signal transduction; nervous system process; regulation of postsynaptic membrane potential. The coding region runs from base 139 to 1542 and encodes 467 amino acids. The record is from RefSeq and is a predicted model, not a curated record. Gene Ontology annotation, molecular function: benzodiazepine receptor activity; GABA-A receptor activity; transmitter-gated monoatomic ion channel activity involved in regulation of postsynaptic membrane potential. Gene Ontology annotation, cellular component: GABA-A receptor complex; postsynapse; dendrite membrane.